AUUUAGAAAAGAGAAUAAAGCGAAAACUAGCGAUACACGGAUUGCGAUCUGUGUGCUCCCUCACAAACCAAUCUCCAUCGUUCAUUCCCAUCAAAUCCAACGCCUCAAUAUCAACCCAAAGACACCUUUCAAAAAUCCCCUUCUAAAAAUUUUCAAACUCCCGCCUUCUCUCUCCUAUAUAAACCCCCUCAUCCCACCAUUUCUCUUCAUCUCAAAUUCAAACAUCAAAAAAAAUUAAACUUUCCCUCCAUUUUCUCUCUCCUCAAAAACCUCCAAAUCCUCCAUUAAUGGCUCGCACCAAGCAAACCGCUCGUAAAUCAACUGGCGGAAAAGCCCCAAGGAAGCAGCUAGCCACCAAGGCUGCUCGCAAGUCAGCCCCAGCCACCGGCGGAGUGAAAAAGCCCCAUCGUUUCCGCCCUGGAACCGUGGCACUUCGAGAGAUCAGGAAGUACCAGAAGAGCACUGAGCUUCUCAUCAGGAAGCUCCCAUUUCAGAGGCUUGUAAGAGAAAUUGCUCAGGAUUUCAAGACUGAUCUCCGCUUCCAGAGCUCCGCUGUCGCCGCUCUUCAGGAGGCUGCUGAGGCUUAUUUGGUUGGUUUGUUUGAGGAUACUAACCUUUGCGCUAUUCAUGCUAAGAGGGUUACUAUUAUGCCUAAGGAUAUUCAGCUUGCUCGUCGGAUUCGUGGUGAAAGGGCUUGAGAUUAAGUUUGGUUGAUUUUAAUUAGGGUUUGUAAUUUGGGGAUGAAGUUGGGAAUUAGGGUUUUAUAGUGAAGAUUUGUGUAAUUAAAUGGAAGUCUGAAUGUUUGUUUUAUGCUCAAUGGAAUUACGGAAAUCUUAUUAUUAUUAUUAUAGUUUAAUACUACUUUUGU
This is a messenger RNA of Chenopodium quinoa (quinoa), 868 nucleotides long. Its product is annotated as histone H3.2. The coding region runs from base 288 to 698 and encodes 136 amino acids. The record is from RefSeq and is a predicted model, not a curated record. The transcript has a single exon. Gene Ontology annotation, molecular function: DNA binding; protein heterodimerization activity; structural constituent of chromatin. Gene Ontology annotation, cellular component: nucleosome. NCBI's taxonomy places the organism in Eukaryota, Viridiplantae, Streptophyta, Magnoliopsida, Caryophyllales, Amaranthaceae.